AUGUCCUCACAUUCAGAUCAGAUCGACCCUCCAUCAUCGUCACAGUUCGUACCUCCAGAGUCCGCACAGCCUUACCGCUCAAUUUUCGGUGGCCCUAGCAGUGAUGCGGGUCCACCACUUUCAUCACCCCAGCCGGGACCAUCUCGAAGGUCAAUCUUCGGAGGUCCUAGAAGCAGCAGUCAUGUUACUUCACGGCUGGACCCCAUGAGCGAGGAACCAGAGGAUGAUGGAUUUGAAGCCCUUUUGCGAGACCGACCCCUUUUCGCUGAUUAUAACUCUGAGGGGGAGAGUUUUCAAGGAAGUUCUGAUGGCGAGGAUGGAGUAGGCCUCGAGUCUGAACCAGAUUUGCCACAAAAGAAGACACAGUCUCGCACAAAUUCCUAUUCACCCAGCAAGUCGGCGUCACUACCACCGCCGCCAACCACCUACAUUCUUGACCGCGGUCUGGACCUCCCGCCUGGUGUUCCACGUCCGAAUCGAUGGACUGGAGCUCCUAGGACGUACAGACAGCUCAUCUCAGAUGAGAAGGGUGCAUAUGAUGCCAUAUUAGCGAAUCGAUCUAUGGACCUUGCAGGUCACCUUUACGAUUCCUUCGUGCUUCGCAAUCAAAACCAAAAGGCCGGGGAGCCGUUAGGACCCGAAGACGAAAGCGAGGACCCGGCAGCGGUUAAAAAAGUCUGGGUUGGAUGGCCGAUGCUUGCGAGUAAUGUUCCUCGUUCUGACGAGUAUAUUCGGCGACAACUAGAUGACCCAGACACCUACCGAAUGGCGCCUGAUCCGCGUCCGAGCGCAGACCUCGAGGAAUCCAUCAUCGCGAGCAUGCUGAAAAACGCGAAGGAAAAAUUCAUGGCUAGUGAAUGGGAUGAGGAGGAAAUUAGAAACCAUCGCCCUCCUCGGCCGCAGGAAGAAGAAGAAGAAGAUUACAAAAUGGACACGGAAGACGAAAUGAAAAACUACGAGCCCGCGUACGGUAGUGACGUUGACCAAGAACCACUUCGCCCGGUAUUCCAAGCCGACGACGACAGAUCCAGACGGCAAUUACGACCGCUAUCUCGAAAUGUCAUUUCAAACCUCGAUCGAGUCUUGAUGGGUCUACAUCAUGCUAUGCAGGGCCGGACCCGGGAUCAGCAGCAGAAAGACGGCGAAAUCAGCUCGGACGACGAGGACGAAGCAUCACAAUCACACUCACACCACUGCGGCCGUCAAAAGGGCAAAAAUCCCAGCCACACUUCUUCAAGCGCCAAUAACAAACGCCGCCAGCGGAGCCAACAUUCAUCCGACGAGGACGAAACAUCAAGGCAAGGUCCUGAUAAGAAGCCAAAAUCCGGCCAUUACAUCUUCCAACGAGGUGAGCAGCGCGACUGGAGCGAAGUAAUGGGCAUCGCCGCCAUGUCCGGACUGCCCACCGACGCCGUAAUGCGCGCAUCAAAGCGAUGCGCCGAGCUAUUCGGGCAAGACAUGACCUUCCGACGAUUCCACGAGGGACGCAUGCAUAAGACCGAGGCCCUGGACCACGAACAGUCACGUACGGAGUACAUGGAAAGCGAGACGGAGGGUGAGAAUAUCCCCACGGUGCCUCAAAAGAGAACCUAUAGGAAGAAACGUAAGGCUCCGCUGGCGGCGCCUAAACCUAAGGGUAAGGGCGAUCAUCGGCGUGGGGAUAUUCUUUGUCCAAUUGCUACAUGUCCCCGGCAUACGGAUGGAUUUUCGCGGACUUGGAAUUUGACGCUGCAUCUACGGAAAACUCACGGGCUGGAGAGGGAGAAGACUGAUGGCUUGCAGCGGAAGGCAGCUAUUCAGAUUGAUUGA
This is a messenger RNA of Penicillium manginii, 1809 nucleotides long. RefSeq lists its product as uncharacterized. Bases 1 to 1809 code for a protein of 602 amino acids. The record is from RefSeq and is a predicted model, not a curated record. Lineage: Eukaryota; Fungi; Ascomycota; Eurotiomycetes; Eurotiales; Aspergillaceae. The transcript has a single exon.